Molecule: messenger RNA, 1374 nt
Organism: Xiphophorus couchianus (Monterrey platyfish)
Lineage: Eukaryota; Metazoa; Chordata; Actinopteri; Cyprinodontiformes; Poeciliidae
Gene: spdef
Product: SAM pointed domain containing ets transcription factor
Exons: 6
Coding region: 290-1291 (333 amino acids)
Biological process (GO): regulation of transcription by RNA polymerase II; cell differentiation
Cellular component (GO): nucleus
Molecular function (GO): DNA-binding transcription factor activity, RNA polymerase II-specific; sequence-specific DNA binding
Source: RefSeq, a predicted model, not a curated record
UGCACUCAGUCAUCCAGUCACUUGUCCUCUCUCCCUUUCACUUUGUACACACCCCCAGCAGGUGCUUUCACUUGAGGUUUAGUUUGCUGUUGUGCUUUAGGCUGUGUCUUUUAGGUUCAGUGAAAUUGUGCCAAAAAAAAGCUUGCGAGGGGGAUCCCAGGCCUCAGCCUGGGGCUCAGCAUCAGUCAUCAAGGAAAAACAGACUGUGGACUGCCUGCUUCACCUUCGUUCAUAGGCAGAGAACCGCAUCUGCAUUGAAGCGUUCUUCCAUCAGAGCAUCUUUGCAGAGAUGUCGAAUCCAGUGAGCGGCUUACCAGAGAGCUCUGACUUUGUGUCCCGGAUUGGGAUGACAGAGGAUUCACUCGUCUUCCGCGAGCGAAACAGGUGCUCUGAAGACCCCUGGGACACAGUUGACAUCAAACCCAACAUAGAAGCUCUGGAGCGUGGAGGGGGCCUCUAUCUGUCCUGCUACGACAUGCUCCUCACUGAAGAUGCCGCCUUGGUGGUGAAAGUUUCAGAGGGGUCCACUGCACUAGCCGUACCCAUGAAUCGCAUGGAGAGCCGCGAGGAGCCAGAGCAGUGCCCUGUCAUUGAUAGCCAGGAGCAUGGACUCUCCCCUGGGCUUGAGGGUCAGAUGGAGGAUCGUUCUCUGGAGCAGGUGCAGAGCAUGGUCGUAGGGGAGGUGCUGAAGGACAUUGAAACAGCCUGCAAACUGCUCAACAUCACCCCAGACCCUACAGAGUGGAACACGGGGAAUGUCCAAAAGUGGAUGCUGUGGACUGAACACCUGUACAGGUUGCCCCACGCAGGAAAGGCCUUCCAGGAGGUGACAGGGAAGGAUCUGUGUGCCAUGAGCGAAGAGGAGUUUCGGCAGCGCUCCCCACUGUGCGGAGACAUGCUGUACGCUCACCUGGAUAUAUGGAAGUCAGCUGCCUGGAUGAAAGAGAGGUGCUCAGCUGUAGAUACCAAAGCUACAGGCUGUGAGGAGCUUUGGUCCGAGGCGGAUUCAUCCUGUUCAGGUCAACCGAUUCAUCUGUGGCAGUUCCUCCGAGAGCUUCUGCUCAAACCUCACAACUAUGGUCGCUGCAUACGCUGGCUCAAUAAAGAAAAAGGUAUUUUUAAAAUCGAAGACUCGGCUCAUGUGGCGCGACUGUGGGGACUCAGGAAGAACAGACCUGCUAUGAAUUAUGACAAGCUGAGCCGCUCCAUUCGGCAGUACUACAAAAAGGGAAUCAUUCGCAAGCCUGACGUGUCUCAGAGACUGGUCUACCAGUUUGUUCACCCAGUAUGAGGCUUCAGGAGACUGGGAUGAUGAGAAGGAGACUUAUGACAAGAAAACCAAACUAUAUCUAACAAUGCACUUGAACAAUUAAA